Molecule: messenger RNA, 574 nt
Organism: Lotus japonicus
Lineage: Eukaryota; Viridiplantae; Streptophyta; Magnoliopsida; Fabales; Fabaceae
Product: protein STRICTOSIDINE SYNTHASE-LIKE 4-like
Exons: 3
Coding region: 1-528 (175 amino acids)
Source: RefSeq, a predicted model, not a curated record
AUGGUGGCGGUGACCGCGGUUCUCUACCGGCUCGAUCCGUUCGAUCCGGUCCACUUUCCGGCCGAUGAGUUGAGCCGGAAAACUGCGACAGUUCCGGCUCGUAACUCGCGGAUGAUGGAAGGGUCUGAGCUUGUGGCACGGGGAGAAGUGACGGGGCCUGAAGACUUGGCUUAUGACAAGAAGCGGCGCGUGAUUUACACGGGAUGUGGUGAUGGGUGGAUCAAACGAGUCACGGUGAAUGAGUCAGUGGAUGACUCGGUGGUUGAAAACUGGGUCAACACGGGCGGAAGGCCGCUCGGACUCGCUUUGGAAAGAAACGGCGAACUCAUUGUUGCUGAUGCCGAUUUGUGGACCCACCAGACUAGGUGCAGAAAAUAUUACAUACAGGGUCCUAAAAAAGGAACAAUAGGCGAAUUUUGUCCUGACAUACCUGGCAUGCCGGAUAAUAUUCACUAUGUUGGUCAAGGGCAGUAUUUUAUUGGAUUGGCCACGGUAACAUAUUCCUUAACUUCAUUAUUUAACUUUUGAGUAAAGUACACUCACCCCCCUUAAGGUUUGUUAGAAUUACACUCCA